UGCGUGUGCGUGCGUCCCCAACACAUGUGUAUGUGUGUGCGUGUGCUUUUCUUUUUAUUUUUUUUUAAUAAUAUUUCUCACUGAGCUGCGUUAAAUCGAGCCCAAAGAAAGUAAAAAGCAAUCGCGAAUUGCGCCUGAGAAUAUUUCACCUUACAAAAUUCCCAUUCCAAAAUCGCAAAAGUGACUGCAGGCAAAGGCAGCAACAAAACGCAGUGGCAGCGACGUCGGCAGAGCAACAACAACAACAAUCUAGGUGGUGCAGAAGAGAGAGAAAGAGAGAGGGAAAUAUAUUCGACAUGUGAGCUAAUCAGCGAUUUCUACAAACAUUUUCUGCUUCUUAAGGCCACCAAAAAAAACCGAAAUAACACCGAAGAAAAUCCGCGAGAAGUUCGACAUAACGAUUAAUAAUUUAGUUUAUGAUUUAUUUAAGUGACGUCGCGUGUUUUUUUUCUCAACCAGAAGAUACAAAAAAGGGAGAGAAGAAAAAACAGUUAACUUGUGGCCACCAAAAAGCAGUGCAGUCGACGUCGACGUCUCUGCCGGCAGAAGUGGCAAGAAGAAGAACAAGAUUGGAGCUCAAAUUUUAAUAAUCUUUGAUUUUUUUUUUGAAGCCCAUAUAAACAAAUCAUUUAAAACUUGAAAAACAAUGAGCAAUCGCUUAAAAUACUUUACUGCAGACCCAAACCUUUUUUUUUUGGUUUAACCAUGGAAUAUUGAUUACCAAAAACAAAGAGCAUUCUGAAAAAAAGUGAAAACUAGUAAAAAAACAAAAAGUGAAAAUGACGGAGUAUGUGGAGCUAUUAAAUAGUAUGUCCAGUACCUUUAAUAGCGAUUGUGCUACUUCAACUGCGGAGGGUGGUAAUCUUCUAAAUUUGGAUUUGGCGGAGGAUAAAACCCUCAAAUGGCGGAAUUUGGCCAACAAUCAGUUUGCCUGCAAGGACAAAAAGCACAAGGAUAGUAAAGAGGAGGAUAGAAAGAAGGCCACGAAUUUAGAGGAAAUCGAGGAUAUUAAGGGUCUUUUGGCGGAUGUUGUGGAUGCGGCAGCUGUCAAGCUGGAAGAAGAAGAGGCAGCGGCAGAAAAAGCUAAAGAAACUGCAGAAAAUGCUGAAAAACAAGAAGAAAAUGCAGAAGAAGUAAAAGAGAGCGCAAAAGACGAAGCUAAUGAGCAACUGGAGCAGCAGGAAGAAGAAGAGCCAAAAGCCUUGGAAGAAGAAGACGAAAAGGAGGUAGAAGAGCAAGCAGUGCAGGCCAUAACGGUAAAGCUGGAAAGCACCGAGCAGGCAGAGAAAAGUGCAGUAGCAGCAGCAGCAGCAGCAACGUCGGCGUCAACGGCGGCAGCGGACGUGCAGAGGGAAAACAUUAAGACUGAGCAGCAAAAAAAAGAAGCAGCGUCGGAAGAAGAAGCAGCAGCUGGAAAACAGGAAGCAAAUGCAGAAUUACCCAUAAUAACAAAAGGAACACCAACAACAACAACACUGGAAACGGCAACAGCAUCUCCACUUGUUGUCAAUUCUGCCGACACCGGCGUCGACGUCGCUGCUGACGCAACAAAUUCAAAUUCGAAUGUGAACACCGAGCUCCGGGCGGCGACGCCGGCAGAGAUAUCGGCAGCGGCAGCAGCUGAUAAAAAUGAACUGGUUUCACCUGGCGGAACGCGUCGUUCGCGAAGGACACCGCGACCUACAGACACGUCCACGUCCACGCCAACGCCCACGCCCACAGCAGCCAGCAAUGAAGCAGCCGUUCAGGUGGAGAUGGCAGAGCCCGAUUCGUCGGAGAUUAGUUGUCGUCUGGUGGAGGUGCCAACGCUGGAGGAGAUUGCAGCAGCAGUUAGUCUAGAGUUGAAGCAGGAGCCGGAGAAGGAACCGGAGAAGGAGCCGGAGAAGGUGCCACCAACGACGGCAGCAGCUGCAACACCCUCGCCCGAGGAGAGUCCAGCUCCGGCGCCCAAGCGAGGAAGAGGUCGUGCCAAGAAGAUAAGACCGGAUGCCGAGGUGGACACCAGUGAGGUGCUGCCGUUGCCCCUGGGUGAGGAUUCGGUGGUGGAGAAGAAGCCGGGCCGCAAGCGGAAGCUGCCGGAGGAGCAGGCGGCGGAGCACCAGCAACUGAGCGGCGACCUGGUGGUGGUGGUGAAGACCGAGCAGCAGGAGGAGCUCCUCUCCCUGGCAAUGGAUGCUCCCGCGGGCGAUGGCAAGCGGAUGCGUCGCAGUGUCCGUCUGGGCAAUCGGCUGCCCGUCGACGGUGCCACCUGGGAGGAGGUGAAGACGGAGACCCUGCUGCCCGCCCACCUGACGCCGGCGGAGCCCUCAAUGAUGGAGGUCAGCCCGGUGACCGUGCCACCGGCUGUUCUCGACGAGAAGACGCCACCCAAGAAGCGCGGACGCAAGGCAAAGAUUCCCCCGGGGGCGAAAAUCGAACCGGGUACCUCCUCCUCCUCAUCCACCGUUGCGCCCACGCCCCUGACCAAUGGCAGCAAGCGGACCACACCCACGGGCGGAGCCGAACUGCAGUUGCCCAAGCGUUCGAAGAGGCGAAUCAAACCCACGCCCAAAAUCCUCGAAAACGACGAGCUGCGCUGCGAGUUCGAGACGAAGCACAUCGAGCGCAUGACCCACUGGGAAACUGCAGCGGCUGCAGCAGCAGCAGCAGGAGCAGCAGGAGAUGGGGAUUUCGAGACACCGCCGACGGGGGUUGGAGGUGGAUCCAACUCGUCGGCAUCGCGACAGAAGAGCGACAAGUCGGAUGGCAGCAAUUUCGAUGGUCUUCCGGGCCAUCCCGCUGGCACGAGUGCCAUCAAGAAGCGACUCUUCUCCAAGUCGCAGCGCGACAUCGAGAACUAUGGCGCCGCCAUGCUGGCCAAGAGCAAGGUGCGUCCGUGCCCAGAUGUGGAGCAGUUCCUCAGCGACAUCAAGGCGUCGCGCAUCAAUGCCAACCGCUCGCCGGAGGAGCGCAAGUUGAACAAGAAACAGCAGCGCAAACUGGCCAAGCAGAAGGAGAAGCACUUGAAGCAUCUCGGUCUGCAGCGGAAUCACAGCGAGGAGGCCACCGACAACGACAGCUCCAAUACGGACAAUGAGUUUGUGCCCACCACCAGGGUGCAGGUGGGCAAGCCCAGUGUCACGCUGCGUGUGAGGAACACGCAAGUGGCCAAGGAGUUGCCCACAACAUCGGCGGCGGCUGCUGCUCAGCAGAAGUCAUCCGCCAGCCGAAAUCCGGCCAUUGUGCAGCCAGCCAAGGUCACGCGAAGAGUGGCAGUUCGAGGAGCAGGAGGAGCAGGAGGAGCGGGAGCAACGACUGUGACAGCCGGAGCAAGUGCAAGCUCAAGUACCUCCAUUGCCACACUCGAUGCGGAGCAGCUGCACAUGCUAAACACCUCGAUCCUGGCGGAUGUGACGCCCAUCAGGGACGUGGAUGCCAAGCCCGGCACCUCGAAGACGGCCAAGUUCAUCUGUCUGUGCCAGAAGAGUUCGCAGUACUAUGCCCGCAAUGCGCCCGACUCCUCCUACUGCUGUGCCAUCGACCACAUUGACGAGCAGAAGAUCGGCUGCUGCAACGAGCUCUCCGCCGAGGUGCACAAUCUGCUGCGGCCCAGCCAAAGGGUCAGCUACAUGAUCCUCUGCGACGAGCACAAGAAGCGCCUGCAGUCCCACAACUGCUGUGCCGGCUGUGGCAUCUUUUGCACUCAGGGCAAAUUUGUACUGUGCAAGCAGCAGCACUUCUUUCAUCCGGACUGCGCCCAGCGUUUCAUCCUGAACACGCCGUACGAGGAGGGACGUGGUCAGGAGGAGCAGGCCGUCAAGUUCAGUAGUCCCAUGCUGGUGCUCAAGUGCCCCCACUGCGGACUGGACACUCCGGAGCGCACCUCCACGGUGACCAUGAAGUGCCAGUCGCUGCCCGUCUUUCUGCCCACCCAGAAGUACAAAAUCAAACCCGCCAAACUGACCACCUCCUCGCAUCUGGCACAGUUCGGAGGAGCUGGAAAGGCCAAUAGUCCAGGAGCCAAGGCCAAAAGCAAGGGGGUAACUUCCUCCGUCGCCGCCGUUGCCGCGGGCGCAGCAUCCUCUUCAUCAUCCGCCUCGAAGACAAACGGAAGCCAAAAAGGCAAGGCGGCGGGCAACUCCGGCCAGGCUCUGAACACGAUCAACUUUGCGCAGUUGAUACCGGACUCCGUGAUGAACGUGGUGCUGCGUGGGCAUGUGGUGUCGGCCAGUGGACGCGUGACCACGGAGUUUACCUCGCGGGACAUGUACUAUGCGGUGCAGAACGAUGACCUGGAGCGCGUGGCAGAGAUUCUGGCUGCCGACUUCAAUGUGCUGACCCCCAUUCGGGAGUACCUGAAUGGCACCUGCCUGCAUCUGGUGGCCCACCAGGGCACCCUCCAGAUGGCCUACCUGCUGCUCUGCAAGGGCGCCAGUUCCCAGGACUUUGUCAACAUUGUGGACAGCGAACUGCGCACGGCACUCAUGUGUGCGGUGAUGAACGACAAGUGCGACAUGCUAAAUCUCUUCCUGCAAUGCGGAGCCGAUGUGGCCAUCAAGGGACCCGAUGGCAAGACCUGUCUGCAUAUUGCAGCCAAGUUGGGCAACGUGGAGGCCACGCAGUUGAUUGUGGAGAGCUAUCGCGCCUCGCGGAACAUCACCAGCUUUCUGAGCUUCAUCGAUGCCCAGGAUGAGGGCGGCUGGACGGCCAUGGUCUGGGCAGCCGAACUGGGACACACGGAUAUCGUGAGCUUCCUGCUCAACCAAGAGGCCGAUCCGAACAUCUGCGACAACGACAACAACACGGUGCUGCACUGGUCCACGCUGCACAACGACGGACUGGACACCAUUAAGGUGCUGCUGCAGGCGGGAGCGGAUUGCAAUGUGCAGAAUGUGGAAGGCGAUACACCGCUACACAUUGCAUGCCGGCACUCGGUCACACGGAUGUGCAUCGCUCUGAUCGCCAAUGGAGCCGAUCUGAUGAUCAAGAACAAGGCGGAGCAGCUGCCCUUCGAUUGCAUACCCAACGAGGAGUCCGAAUGCGGUCGCACCGUGGGCUUCAACAUGCAGAUGCGCAGCUUCCGGCCGCUGGGCCUGCGCACGCUGGUGGUCUGCGCGGAUGCCUCCAAUGGGCGCGAGGCACGGCCCAUCCAGGCGGUGCGCAACGAGCUGGCCAUGUCCGAAAGCGAGGACGAGGCCGACUCGCUGCUGUGGCCGGACUUUCGCUACGUCACGCAGUGCAUCAUCCAGCAGAACUCGGUGCAGAUCGACCGGCGCGUCUCGCAGAUGCGCAUCUGUUCCUGUCCCGACAGUUGCAGCAGCGAUCGGUGCCAGUGCAACGGAGCCUCCUCGCAGAAUUGGUACACCGCCGAGAGCCGCCUCACCGCCGAUUUCAACUACGAGGAUCCAGCGGUGAUCUUCGAGUGCAACGAUGUCUGCGGCUGCAAUCAGCUGUCGUGCAAGAACCGUGUGGUGCAGAAUGGCACGCGGACUCCGCUGCAGAUCGUCGAGUGCGAGGAGCAGGCCAAGGGAUGGGGCGUUCGAGCACUGGCCAAUGUGCCAAAGGGCACCUUCGUGGCCACCUACACGGGCGAGAUCCUCACCGCCUUGGAGGCCGAUCGGCGCACCGACGACAGCUACUACUUUGACCUGGACCACGGGCACUGCAUCGAUGCCAACUACUACGGCAAUGUGACCCGCUUCUUCAACCACUCGUGUGAGCCAAAUGUCCUGCCCGUUCGCGUUUUCUACGAGCACCAGGACUACCGAUUCCCCAAGAUCGCCUUCUUCGCCUGCCGCGACAUCGAUGCCGGCGAGGAGAUAUGCUACGACUACGGGGAGAAGUUCUGGCGCGUGGAGCACCGCUCCAGUGUGGGUUGUCGCUGCCUGACGCCCGCCUGCAAGUACGCCUCCCAAUCCCCAAGCACAAAUGCCUCGCCCACGGAUGCAGCGACUGCAGCGGAACCGGAAAUGGGAAUGGGAAUGGAAACGGAAACGCAGCCACCCACAAAUGCCUCAGGAGAAAAGGAGCAGGCGUAGGCCACUACCACCAGCACCACCAUUACCAUCACCAUAACACCAUCACCAUCACUACCACCACCAACCACGACCUCAACUCGAAAUGAUUCCAGACUCCUCAGUCUCAGCCGACAACAAAAAGAAGAGAAUACCCACCAAGCCACAUGCAUCAGACAUCUGACAUCACAGCACCAGCAGGAACGAUCGCCAUAUAUAUAGGAUAUAUAUAUAUACACACAUAUAUAUAUAUAUAGUAUGCAUGAUGAAUCGAAAUUGGAGCCGCCUCCACGACGAGGGCCUUCUUCUUCGACUGCCAAAUGUUUCAUGGUUUACAAAUUUUUGUCUAAUUUUACGUUUACAUUUAGUUUUUGUUUAUUAUUAAUUUUUGUUUGAUUUUUAUUCAUUUGUUUUUACCCCUAAUUAUUAAUAUUUUUAUUAUCUCCCAUUAUUUUUUUAUGUUUUAUACGAGAAACUAACCACUUAAAUGGGCAAACUAUUUAUGUGCAAAUCCCAAUUCCUUACCGACCUUUUUGGAUGUGUGUGUGUGUGUGUGUGUGUGUGUGUGUGUGUGUGUGCGAAAUGUAAAUGUUUUAAACUUAAAAUUAGACUUAGAGUUUAUCGGGUGAAUGGAGAAUUACAAUUGCGUUAAAGUGCAUCUAGUCAUAAGAAUGAGGGAGAUAGAGGUUUGAAAAAAAGAAAGGUAGGAGAGCUGGAAAACUCGUUUGUCUAGCUGGCAGUGUAUUUUAAAGUUGUAUUAGCAUGUUCAAGAAAUCAGUAAAAUUAAUUUGUUUUAUUAGCUUCAAAAGGCCUCAAAGUUUAGUGUCUUUGUUCAAACAGGUUUGGCUUUGACUUUUACCAUUUCAAUUUCAUUAGAAGGAAUUAAAAAACAAUUUCAACUAUACUGAAUGUAACAAUAAAGCGAAAGAAAACGAGGAAUUAUUAAGCGGAAAACAUGUUUUUUUUAAUAACAAGCAUUGAUUGUAGAUUAACAUAUAGCAGAUAAGCUAAAGAGGAAACAGUGUCUAUACAACCAUAUAUAGUAUAUUGAAUAUAUAUAUGUCUUUGUGCAGGGUAAAGUACUGAUAGUCGUUAACAGAAGAAUAAGUUCAAGUUGUUUUGUAUUUAGCCAGAAAGCCCCCAAUAUAUAUAUAUAUACACACACACACACACCCCCCCAAACUGGACACCACCUGCUCCUCCAAUCCCGGCCAGAGAGAUUUGCACAAUUCGUUUAAGAAUUUUUCAGUUUGCCAAGCAAAAGUUAGCCAAGCCACAAGUGCCUCAAAGAGAGUUAUACCCCAAGUCCCCGUACCGCACAUCAUCCACUAGGAAACAGCCCCGCCCCCCGAUACGGCUUCAGACCAACAAGGUUUAUAUACAGGAACUAUCUAUCCAGCUAUCACUCGACCAAGAUCACAAACUGCAAUGCAUUUUGGGACAUGACCCUUCGAUAGUCGACAGAGAAUUGAAACGACGGACUGCGGUUCACUCACUAUACUUAACGUGUGUAGAGUUCUCCGAUUCCGAUCAUAUAUUCAUAUAUUAGAUGUAUACAAAUUAGUAUCCUUAGUCCUCGUAGCAUAUCCCCCGCGUCUAACGAUCCCCCGUAUGUGCUAUAUAGUAUAUAGACUUGGAUAUCGGGCUAUAUUAACUUUGAUGUGCGUUUUGCGUCUUUAGGUGUAAGCUGUAAAUGUUUGUAACGACAAUAUAGCAGUAUGUGUAGUUUAAGAUGUAGGUUAUUCCCCUUUUUUCCUUCCGCCUUUCAGCCACUAUCCCUACCCCUAACCACUCCCCUUCUCGCUCCCGACACAAGGUCAAGGGUCAAAGGUCAAAGGACACAAGACGUUCCGCCCGCGACAUUUCAACUGGCAUUUCUAUACGUAUUUGUGUACCUACGAUAAGCAAAAACAAAAAAGAAAGAUUUAUAAACGAAUAUGAGUGUAUAUGGAGUAUGUAUGUACGGUUUCGAUGUCCCCGGAUCUAUUGCAUCCGGAUCACACUUAGAAAUUAUAGCGUAACUCACAAAACAUGUUUGUUUUCAUUUUAAUUGUUAUCGCUGACAGCGAAUGGCUGUCUUAUCUUAUUUGUUUUGUUUGCUUCGGUUUCGUUUUCUUUUUUUUUUCUGUUUUUUGUUUUUGCAGACAUUUCUCGAGUUGUUUCACCCAAAAUAAUGCCGAUUAGUUUGGGGAAUUCGAAAGUAUGCCUCCAUUGGAGAGGCACAUUUCGUUUGCAAUUACGUUAACGUUUAGCCAUAAGAUAUUGAAUCAAUCAAAUAAACAAUAAUUAUGAACAGCA
Drosophila elegans is the source of this 8291-nucleotide messenger RNA. It is a transcript of the gene G9a, whose product is annotated as histone-lysine N-methyltransferase EHMT2. Gene Ontology annotation, cellular component: nucleus. Gene Ontology annotation, molecular function: p53 binding; protein-lysine N-methyltransferase activity; histone methyltransferase activity. Bases 780 to 6017 code for a protein of 1745 amino acids. The transcript is spliced from 10 exons. Lineage: Eukaryota; Metazoa; Arthropoda; Insecta; Diptera; Drosophilidae. The record is from RefSeq and is a predicted model, not a curated record.